This is a messenger RNA of Ostrea edulis (European flat oyster), 2047 nucleotides long. RefSeq lists its product as uncharacterized. Gene Ontology annotation, cellular component: membrane. The transcript has 3 exons. The coding region runs from base 697 to 1293 and encodes 198 amino acids. The record is from RefSeq and is a predicted model, not a curated record. Lineage: Eukaryota; Metazoa; Mollusca; Bivalvia; Ostreida; Ostreidae.
CAAUUGAAUGAUUCAAUUUGGAAUUACUCUCAAAUAUCCGAUGUGUCAAUUUCCAUGUUAUUUGGAGAGAAUAUUCGGAACAACCAUGGAUAAAAUAUUGAUAUUUUUUUCAGUGAAUACCACAUCAUUCGUAAAUUUUGCAUGUUUAUGUAGAUAUGAGCGAUUGUUACAUACAUGUAUAUGUAUGUAUAAAAACACUUCACAAGCGAUAUUCAACAGAUGAGCAUCAAUAUUUCAAUUUGAGAGAUUAUGUGUAAUCUUUGUAAAAUACAUUGAUGUCAGUAUUUUCAUGAAGCUGCAGUUCAUUUUAAAUUACAAUUUACUACGGAUCGUUGCAGAUGUAAAGGUAAUGUCCUCAACUUACGUUGAAACAUAUUUCACGUGAAUUGUUCAUAUCUGAACUGGUGAAGCAAUAAGAACGAGCUUUGAUGUUAACAGAAUAUGUAAAUGAGACUCAAUAACCGUUAAAGCCCCCUCCAAACAUCAAAUUAUUUGGGGCUGUGUCCGCUGGCAGCUCAUUGACGAACAGGUUCUACAAGAGACAAACAAAUCUAUCUGUUGAUAGCAACCGUAAUUUAUAUAAAUUCUAAUACCUCGACUCAGAUAUCGACCAAGUUCACUAUUGGAGAGACUGAUCAGAUAUAGAGGAACGAAAGUCACUUGACAUAAGAAAACAAAACACACAAACAUUGAACUAUGGGAGUCGUUGAUAAUUUUAAAUCGGCUAGUGUUUUUGGAAAAGUAUCUUUUAUAUUACUUUUACUUGCCACUUUUUUCAUCAUAAUUGCGUUCACGUGCACAGGAUGGGCAGAAAGCAACGAAACAUACGGUGGUGGUUAUAAAAUUCACUGGGGAUUGUGGCGGCGGUGUACGAACCAGGAAUAUACGAGCGCGAUUGGAACCGUGUGUGUUCCUCUGGAUGGAUGGGCAAAUGAUUGGUACGCGUUUGCGCAGGCUGCAAGCUGUUUUGGGUUCUUCGGAAUACUUGUGGCGUUCUUCUUGGUUAUCCUCUACUUGUUUGUCAAUCAAUGCAAAUCUAAUGGAGAAGUUGCCACUGGGGCGGCCAUUAUUUGUUUGGUGACAGGAAUCAUACAGCUCAUAGGGUGCAUAGUAUUUGGUGCCAAAUGGGACGAUAUUUAUUAUGACCGCCAGGUCACAGUCAACACUAGACACGAGUUUACCUUGUCCUACGCCUUCGCGAUGGCCCUCAUCGCUUCUUUACUAGAAAUCGUUGCAGGAGUUCUUUUGAUUUUGGAAUGUAAGAAAGGAGGCGGUACUUCCGCUUCCGGCUAGAGAGAUGAGGAAUCAUAGACAAUUAACAAAUUAGAAUGAUCAUUACAAUUGAUUUUAUAUUGUAUGAAAUAUUUCGCAUGUUGAACACAAUUUGCCUUAUACAAUAUUUGUUAUUUCUACGCAGUAUUUUUUUAGUCAUUUAUUUUUGUAUGCACGUUUUUAGAUUCUUUGUGAUUUUGAAAUACUUGAUAUUAUUACAAAAUAUGUUCGCAAACAUUGUACAAGGACAUAGUGGUAUACACAUGAACUAUUCUAAAAUUAUUUAUUUGAUAGUUUAGUUAUUUCAGUUGCCAUUGGAAUUUCAAUAUGUGUGGAUUGGAGUUUUUAUUAAAGUACAUGUUAUAAAGAAUAUACCGGUAGUUUAUUGGGUGUUGAAAGCAAUUUUAGCUGUCAUUUUGGUGUCGAAAAUUUUUGUUGUAAAAAUUGUGAUUUACAAUUUCAAUGUAAGAAAAAAAUAAGGUAUAACCUUUGUUACUGAUAUUUGUGCUAGAACAUUUAUUCAGAAAUUCUGAAUGAAGCAAACGGAUUUCUAUAUAAUGGUAUAGCUCUACAUUGAAUAGAACCGAAAUCUUUAUUUUGAUAAAAUCUUAAGUUUAGUUUCAAUUUCCUUGAUAAUUAUGGUUUAAGUUACAUACAAAACUAUCAUAGAAGCACAUUUUUACAACAAAGUAAAAGGUUCGAUAUUGCUUUAACACGUGUAAAUACAUUAAGAGAUGAUAAUAAAAUUGUGCACUGAUAAUGCAACAUACAUUUG